Capsicum annuum is the source of this 3005-nucleotide messenger RNA. RefSeq lists its product as uncharacterized. The transcript has 5 exons. Bases 477 to 2726 code for a protein of 749 amino acids. Lineage: Eukaryota; Viridiplantae; Streptophyta; Magnoliopsida; Solanales; Solanaceae. The record is from RefSeq and is a predicted model, not a curated record.
GAUUCAAAAAAACAGGGAAGGUGGAGGGACUUAUAGAUAAUUGCAGAUCCCCAAUAAACCACAUAACAUCCUCGGGUAUUUAAACCCCUCAAAGGAAAGGUAAGAAUAGUGGCCAUUGCCUCGUUAUACCAAACCCCCCCCCCCCUACCCCCAUCCCCCACCUUCACUCUUCUCAAAUAGUAAGUAGUACUCUUUAACGCUCUAAUUAAAACACACACAUACAUAUUGUCAUCUCUUCAAAUUUGUAUUCCCAAGAAUAGAAUAGUUAGUGGACACUAUAGUUUAGAUAGAGUACGUUAGUUUUGUGGUCUUUGUUCUGGUAUUUCUUUGCUUGGAAGUGAGUGACUCCUGUAAAAAUCACGAAGAGAAGGACAGGACAGGACAGAGGACAAGAGAAGAAACAGAUAAAAAGGAAGCAAAUAUUUGCUUCAACGAAAUCAAAAGCUUUUUGGAGAGGAGAAAAAAUUAAGUCACAAAUGGGCAGAGAGUGGUUGUACUGGGGCAGUGGCAGUGGUACUAGUAAUAAUAGAUCCAGCCAGAAAGGAAGAAGAAGAAGAAAAGGAGAAGCAGUUGUCAUGAAUAAUAUUAGUAAUGAAGAAGCUCCACCUCCUCCUGGUGGCUGCAUGUGUUUCCAAAUCUUUGACUUACCCCAUUUUCAGUUGGCUACUACUUUGAAGCCUCAUCAUCAUCAUCAUCCUUCUUUCCUUCAACAACACCAACAACCGGCUUUCCUUAAAGGACUUGAAGCACCAAGAAAUAGCUUGGAAUUAGAUGAACCUGUUGCAGAACGGAAAUCUGUGUCAAGUUCGUUGUCGUCAUCAUCAACCAUGAAAGUAGACGAACAAAAUUUGAAUAUCCCGGUGGGCAUUCAAAUCAGAACAAGAUCACCGCGAGUGUCAACAUCAGGUUCAAGAACAAGGACAGAUCAUGAUAUAUCAUCAGAAUGUAGCAGCAACUCACCAGCGGGGACCAAGACCCCAACUCUAGUAGCUAGACUCAUGGGUCUCGAUCUCCUUCCUGAAAAUAACUCUCCUCGGAUUUCAACUUCUACUUCCACUUGCAAUAAUCAUAAUAAUCAUCAUCAUCCACCACCACCAAAGUCACACUACUCCAAAAAUCAGAUAAUGAGCCACCACCACCAGUACUCAAACAGAAGGCGAUUCAGCAGCUUUGAAACCAGUGAUAGUACUAAUUACAUCACUGCAGGUACUCUGUCACUCCCAGACACACCAAGAAUAUCUUUAGCCAGGAGGUCAGACGUGGAUCAUCAUCAUCACAGGUUAUCCCUUCAAAUCAAUAAAGAGAACAUGGUUGACGUAUUCGAAUUUUCGGAUUCUUCUAGUACUGGUGGCAGCAGGAGAAAGACGAGCAGUUGGAAGAGGAGGAGUUUUCAUCAAGACGAAAAUGAAAACCAAACGAGAAGUCCGGGGUACUAUGCUAGGCAGAUUGUGAAGCAAGUGAAAGAAAGUGUAAGCAGGAAAGUUGGCCAUGACAUUACUAAUGCUAGUACUACUACUAGUAGUAUUAGAAGAAAAGAUGACUUAUUAGCUGCUAAAUAUGAUCAAGUUGUCUUGCUCAAACCAAACAAACCAUCAAAAUCACAUGGUGAUGAUUUUAGCCCAAACAAGCAAAUAACUCCUUGUUCACCUAGGUUUAGAUUCUUGGAGCCCAAGAGUAGUGCUAGUAUUACUAAACAUCAAACUUCCUACUCACCAAGAUUUUCACCAUUAUCUCCGUUGGCAGAGGUUACAACAUUACCAUCUAAAAUAGUCACAAAGCCUAAGCAUCAAAGUUUACUGGAAGAGCGAUUAGUUCAACAUAAGACUAUUCAAAAGAGAAAAGGUGAGAAAUUUGUUCCUAAGAAGUCACUACAAGCAUGUGAUGCCAUUCGGAGCAAGAAAGAAGAGCCGUAUGUUCGUGCAGCAGCAGCAACAAACAAAGCAAAUUUUGCAGAGAAGAAGUGCAAGCUGAAAACUCCAUUAUCAAAUCAACUUGUUAACUCAAGUGUUCCAACCAUUUUGCCAUUAAGGAAAGACCGUUCUCCGCCACCCACCAAGUUACUCAUUAGACAGCCACAGGAAUCAGAUACUUAUCCAUCGAAAAGGAGCAGCACAACACAGUUAUCUAGUACUUCGAGCCGGUCGUACAUCUACAAACUCCCUACCCUCCAAGAAAUCAACCGCAACACAUGUAAAGACGGUGCUAGUGUUACUACUACUACUACCAUAAUAAGUGAUAAAAUUAGACUCAAUUUUCAUCAUCAGCAGUACAUUCAGAGAAUACUAAAACGUACUGGUCUAGACAAAGGUACUCAAUUGUCCUUAGCCAACUGGUACUCCCUUUCUCACCCACUUGACCCCUCCAUUUUUCACUACUUGGAACUUUUUCCCACCCCAAACUCCACUUUAACCCUCAGGUGUAAUAGAAAGCUGAUUUUCCAACUUGUUGAUGAACUCCUCGUUGACAUCUUGAUGAAACAAUGUAGUAGUAACUUGAAGCAACGUUGUCAAUUAAUGCAUGGGGCUGAGGAAUUGAUUGACACAUUGUGCACAAGAAUACGGAGUUUUCCUUCGGCUAAUUGUCAAGUUCUUGAAGACAUUGAUGCAUUGAUUGACAAGGAUAUGCCCACAUUAUCAAGUGCUACAUUUUUUGAAGAUGAAGUGGAAAGCAUAGUUUGUGAGAUUGAACGUGACAUUAUGGAGGAAUUGGUGCAUGAUACUGUGUGAUGAUGGAAAAAUAAGAAAAAGAGAACAGGGUCUGACGGGUGUCACAUGGGUGAUUCACGUGACGAGAUGCCAUUCGUUUUAGGGUCAUGGGGACCAAUAUUAUUAACUUUUCUUAAAGUUGGACUCAUUGUACUUGGAAAGGGCAAAGUGAAGUGGGGUUAAUUAAUUAGAGGGGUAGUGAAAUGGUGAGAUACGUAUAGUAGGAUAUGUUGCUUUUUGUACUGUAAUUAUUACCAUGACAUCUCAUUAAACAAUUCAUAUUAAGUUGCUUUAUUUUAA